Leptidea sinapis is the source of this 12736-nucleotide messenger RNA. RefSeq names its product PHAF1 protein CG7083. Lineage: Eukaryota; Metazoa; Arthropoda; Insecta; Lepidoptera; Pieridae. Gene Ontology annotation, biological process: Golgi to plasma membrane protein transport. The transcript has 11 exons. Bases 170 to 1453 code for a protein of 427 amino acids. The record is from RefSeq and is a predicted model, not a curated record. Gene Ontology annotation, cellular component: trans-Golgi network.
AAUACAAUCAGCUGUUUGUAAUGACAGUUCCUCUGACAAAAUACAAAAUGGUUGAAAACUAAAGUUGGCAAACAAAGAAAAGCAUCGUAAUUUCGCUUUUAAACGUAAAUAUUUAGUUUUGUGAGGUGAAAGUUAGUUAAUUUAGUGAUAAAGUAGUGUUUUACGCAUAAUGUUGGAUCUAGAAAUCAUUCCCGAACGUUCUCUGGGCAGCGAUGCCUGGGAAUUCGUUUUAGGGAUGCAUUUCUCACAAGCCGUCGCUAUAAUACAGAGUCAAGUCGGAACAAUAAGGGGAGUGCAAGUACUUUAUAGUGAUCAAAGCCCUCUAUCGGUGGACCUCGUUAUCAACAUGCCCCAGGACGGUGUCCGGUUAAUAUUCGAUCCUGUUGCGCAGAGGCUGAAAAUUAUUGAGAUAUACAAUAUGAAAUUAGUUAAGCUUAGAUAUAGUGGCAUGUGUUUCAACUCGCCAGAGAUAACGCCAUCUAUCGAGCAAGUGGAGCACUGCUUCGGCGCGACACACCCCGGGCUGUACGACAGUCAGCGACAUCUGUUCGCGCUCAACUUUAGAGGACUAACCUUUUAUUUCCCCGUCGAUAGCAAAUUUGAGCCUGGCUACGCGCACGGGCUAGGCUCGUUACAGUUUCCCAAUGGAGGAUCGCCAGUCGUCUCUCGGACUACGAUAUAUUAUGGAUCACAACACCAAUUGAGUCGUUCAGGCAGCGGUGGCAGGUGUCAAGCGCCUCUGGCAGAGCUGCCCCAGUCCUGCUACAGACACCAGCUGCACCUUCGCAGGUGUGACGUCAUCAGGAGCGCCACCGCCACCAUGGGUCUGCGGCUACACAUAUACACAGAGAACAGUCGCGCCGGCGAGGCGGCCACGUCGCGGCGGCGCGUGGUGUUGUUCGGCGACACGGUGCAGGGCGUGGCGCGGUCGCUGGCGGCGCCGGCGCGGCUGUACUACAAGGCGGACGACAAGAUGCGCAUCCACCGACCCACGGCGCGGCGUCGCCCGCCUCCCGCCUCGGACUAUUUCUUCAACUACUUCACGCUCGGAUUGGACGUGCUGUUUGAUGCCCGGACGCACCGAGUAAAGAAAUUCGUUCUCCAUACGAACUACCCGGGACAUUACAACUUCAACAUGUACCACCGCUGCGAGUUCGAGCUCAACGUACAGCCAGACAAAUGCGAGUCGAGCGUGGUGGAGUCGCGAGGCCCCGUCAGCAUCACGGCCUACAGCAAGUGGGAGAGUGUGUCGCGCGCGCUGCGGGUGUGUGAGCGACCCGUCGUGCUGAACAGAGCCUCUUCCACUAACACCACCAACCCCUUCGGUUCCACCUUCUGCUACGGCUACCAGGACAUCAUCUUCGAGGUGAUGUCAAACAAUUACAUAGCGUCGAUUACUCUGUACCAGACAGAGGCGACCCGACCGCACUACACUGUGAACUCGAUCGCGUGACACCAGCAGGUCUCGCGCAUUGGAAAAAAAUAUAAAAGCUGAAUGCCAGUUAGUCUCUCAAGCUAGCGACACAAUGUUGUGUUGCCACAUUUACCAAUAUUUCCUGGUAAAUCUAAACAUAUCCCAACCAACCUAAGAGGAAACAGUAUUUACAAAAAAAAUGUGAUAAAACUGUGAAAAAAUAACAAAAAAAAAGUGAGUGACCGAUCUCAAGAUAGUGUGCAAGUUUUUAUUUAAAUCAUUAGCAAAUUUGACAUUAAGUAAGUUUAUUUUUUAAUUGUGUAAAUAAGGGGCGAUGUCAUGAGAAUCAACAUUACCAUAGAUUAUAAUAUUACAGUAGCUAUUCUGUGGUGGACAAAAAAUUAAAACAAUUGUAGACAGAUUAUUGCCAUAAUUUUUUUAGUUUCUUUUUAAUCUGAUGAGAUUUUGAUGAUCAAUUUUCUUAAAAUAUGCGUUAUACUUUUUAUUACAUUUAAAUAUUAUUUUAUAUUUAUGCAACAAUGCCUACUGAUAUUUUUAACUUUAGUUAAAUAUUACUUGAAUUUAGGGAAAUAAUUAUUUUUUAAAUAAGCACACUUUUGUAUUAUAUUUGUUAUUUUGUGUGUUUAUCUUUUGAAAUUAUUUAUGUUUGUAUUAUGUCAUUAAUCAACUUUUGCUUUAUACGCCGUUUUGUCUAUUCUCAUGGUGGAUAUACAUCUUUGUUUUUUUAUUAAUCUGUGGUAAACCGUUAUAAAAUACUUGUAAAUAGUAGAUGUUCAAUACAUAUUUUUUAUUGUAUGAAUCAAAUGAAAGACUUAAAUUAUUUACGGAUAAAAUUCUGUUUCCUUUACUAUUUGGAAUGCUUUUAUUAGACACGUGAGAAAUGGUCUUUACCGAUGCUAUGUUUGAUAUCGUAAUGACUCUCAAUAAAGUUACAUUUAAUUCGUGACUAGUAGUUGGUUUUAAUUGAAUGUGUAAAUAAGUAGUUGGUUAAGUUUGUUCGUGUGCUUGUUAUGUGUGGAAAAUGAACGCACCACAAUUACGUUAUUUAAAUGUAUCUAUGCUGGGAUGUGUGAUCCAAGCACAAGUUAUUAUUUCGAAUUAAUUAUUGUUAAGGAGAUUUUACCAAUUCCCCGUUUAGGUUGGAGUAACAUCUCCAUAUUGGCAAAUUAAAAAAAAUCAUGUAUAUUAUAUUCUCUGCGACACGAAACAUCCUCCCUUGGGGGUAGGUUGAAUAGAUCGCGGCAUGGUUACUAUUUAUUAUAAAUCCAUUAAAACUGAUUUUCCUUUAAAAUUCACGUUAACCCUUUGAUUUUAUUUGGGCUAAUGCAAUACAAUUGAAUCUUAAGUAUCAACAUAUUCUCUUAGAGUUUUAAAUGGUCCUUUCAAAAUGUAUUUCCACACCUACAUGACCUCUUGUUACAAUGUUAAUUGAAACAUAAUCGUUCCCAAAUUUCUAUUUAAUUUGAUACAAUAAUAAAGUACCGGUAUAGCCGCUCUACGUGCAAUGUGCUGUCAUGAUGACAGAUGUUACAUAUCUUUCUAAAUGACAUAUAAAUCCGAAGUGUUAUAAUAAGCGUGCUCUAUAUUAAAAUUAUAGAUACCAUCUCGUUAUUUUGAUAAUUACAUGCAACACCUUAUACAGAAAACUAAACUGACACGUAGGUAAAAUACCAUAGACCAAGUAUAGUAAAUAGACAUCCUUUGGCGUGGCCAACAUGAGACAGAUAAUAUCCUAUAUAUAUAGGUACAUAAUAUAACACAAGUGUUCUUUCACUAUCACUUUUGCAUCGUUAAACACAACAUCGCACCACAUUUCCUUCGAUUCUACUUAAAAUUGUCACUGAUGUUGAAUAAAUAGUGGAUAUUUCACACGUUUCACAACAAUAAUAGCUUAUUUUUAUAGACGUAAAUAAAAGUAAACAAAAUAUCUGUGUAGCGCUGUCAAGUUUGUUUAGAACUCCGGUUGUACUUGAAAAAACCGGCCCGCAUGGCGAAACCAAAAAUCUAAUCACUCUUUCUCAUUUCUUUACAUAAGACUCGCAAGUUUUUCUUUUUCUCGUGUGAGUGAGACGGAAGCUAUCAAUUAGUCCAGAUACUAUACUUGAUCUAUGUAAAAUACGUACCCUUGAAGGUACGACUUGCUAGCGAAACACACUACGCAGAUACGUAAAAUAUCUGUAUCUGAGCGUAUAUCUUUCAAUAUCGCUCUCUAUAUAAUUUGUAUGAACUAACAUGCACAGCGCAGAUAAUUUAUAUUUUAGUAUAAAGUAUCUGUGGGCACCGACGUAUACGGAAAGAUUGUGAGAUUAUUGUCUGCGUAUAUAAAUAUAUCUGCAGAUAACAUCUGCCAAUACAAAUUUAAACUGCAUGUAAAUACAGGAUGGAUGCGGUAAAACGCGAACUCAUUGUAACACUCUGUGUAUAAACAAUUCUUACCAAAAAACAAGUCUAUUCAGUCUGAAUGUAUCAUAUUUUAUAUUGUCGUAUCCGUUUAGUGUAUUGUUUUAUACCGUUAUCUAAGUAAUGUGUACUUCGUGCUAAAGCAAAAAGCGAUUGUAUGGAUUGUAUGAAACGUGCAGUGUUUGAUAGAUUGACAGAUGACGGCUAUAAUCUUGUGAAAAACGGAGAUAGCCGAAAUCAACUACGUUUUAAGCAACUGUUCGCUUUCAAACUUAGGCGCAUUAUACUUGGGGGCCAUAUUGUAAUUACUAUUUCAAACUUAUAUCAAAUCUCGCUGCACGUUUUAUACUAAACUAAAUUUCAACUUUUACUGAGGCAGUCCCGCCUAUUAUUACGUAGUAUUAACACCCUCUUUGGGUACGACUAGCAAGGAGUUUGUCCCUCUCUAAGAACCUAUUUUUUUUUUUUUAAAUUUAAUUCCAGCAGGCGAAAUUCUCGCUCAAAAUCAUAAAUCCCGUAUCAUUUUGUUAACUAAGAAAUUGUAGGAAAGAAUACAAUAAGAUUAAAACCGGGACCCAGUAACACCUUCAGCAAUAUUCUCGACGCAUUGACUAUCAAUAGUAACCUACCUUUUUACCUACAUUCGAUAAAGAAUUGUGGCCAGUAUAUUGUCAAAUCAAGUCUUUAAAUUGUUUGUUAAGGUGCGUUUGCGGAUUAGUAUAAUAUAUCGGAGCUCUCAAGUGCCGCUGCUGUUAUGAGCGAGACAGAAAGAGCAAACGAUACAGAUUGUAAGGGUUCAUUGACCGAAAUUAUUAUUACUUCGCGACCGCACUUUAAAUAAAUAUCAAUGAGCUUAAGAAAGUCAGUGCUAGCACGAUUUGGGUUGUGAUAAAUCAUUUUUUAAAGCAUUACUGACUUAUUGGAUGGCAGUAAUUGUAAGGUUGCUUGGAGUUAUUUGUGUGCGAUAAAGGAUUGCUCUAUUUAUGCACAAGUCAUGUAUGAUUUUAUAAGUUAAUUGGCUGUGGUGCCAUACAAAAAAAAAAUUAAAAAUGACAAAUAACAUAUUUAAAAAAAGUAUUUUGAUUAAGGUAGUGUAUGCCACCUCUUAUUAGUGUCGCACGGGCUCCAGGGCGACAUUUUCUCCCAAUGGUAGUAAUAAUAGGAGUUACGGUACACUUACCUUAUCAUUUCUGUUUCUCUUUUAUUAGGACCGAAUACGAUGGAUAAGGUUUUGUUUAGUGCUGUUAAUAAACAACGAAGUUGCUACCGUCGAAUACUCAUUUACCAAAAUAUACCUCAGAUUUAGUAAUGCUAGAGUGUUGCCAGAAGCCCGUGCGUACACUAAUGGGCUGUUAUUUUAUAGUGAUUAGCUUAUCAGCGUGGUUGACUAUCCACGUGAUUUAAUUAAGUUGAUUUAUGUAACAUUGUGUCAGCCGAAACUAUUGUUAGAUUGAAUCACGGCGUGAUUUCUACCAAAAUUAGUAGUAAUUGGUAAGUUUGAGCCACAAAAGCACCCUGUUACGAUAUACGUCAACGGAUAAUAUACAAAGUACAGCUUAAUAUCUAAAAGUAAAAUUUUAAUAUAACAUUGAAGGACAAUAAUUUCACUUGUUUCAAUGAGAAGUGGAGAACCAGUUCUAGGCUCCGUUGCACAGGAUGCCGGCUAGAUUAUAGGAACCACUACGGCAUCUAUUUCUGCCGUGGAGCAAUAAUGUGUAAGCAUUAUUGUGUUUCCGCCCGAAGGGCGCCGUAGCUAGUGAUGCACUGCAUUGUAAUGGGCAGAGCGUAUCAAUAACCAUCAGCUGAACGCCCGUAUAGUGCUGUUCAGGAUUCUUGAAAAACACCAAGAUUUCUGAGCAGCACUACAAUUGCGCUCGUCACCUUGAGACAUAAGACUCAUUUGCCCAGUAAUACAACUAGCUAUGACUAACACCCCUACCGCCACCACUCGCCAGGCAUCGUCUGGAGAGCCUUAAGGAGGUGCCUCUCUAGAGUCUGGAGCGGGCAGUAGAGUAUAUUCUCUCGCGCGCUGUGUGCGUGUUCGAAACGUAGUAGUAAUUUAAUUGACACCACCAACUCAUGGUGUUCGUAAUUGUGAGUAAAAUGGUCGGAGCGGAUAGUGUGCUGGUUACGAUAUUGAGCGAAGCCUAUCGAUAGGGCAUGUCGGCGUUACGCCAGGGUUUCCUUGAUCAGGGUCCAUCAUGAAGAAAUACAACACUAAGAAUUUCUCAGUUUAUUGAAGCACAACUGCUAGUAUAGAUAUGAACCGUCUUUACAUAAAACAACCGCUUUUAUAGCUUCCGCACAAUAGAUGAAACAGAGUAGAUACAACUUCUUUUAAAACUCAAAUACAAUUAGGCAUUGUAAAAUAAUUCCUAAAUACAGCUCAAUAAAUGUAUUAGUGAAUUUAUAUAACUUAAAAUUAUUUAUAUAAUAGUUUGUUCAUUUAAUUUGAACAAACAUUACGAAGUAAGAAGAUGGCCCUGCAAGCAAGUUUCGAAAUACAAUUAAGAAAGACUUAAUGCAUAAAAUAAUAAAGUUUGAUACAGAAUAACGAUAUUAAUUCUAAUACAAAUUAAUUUGAACAUUUUCACAUUCAAUUAAGUAUUUUAACAAUAAAUAAAAAAUGAAACAUCUUCAAACAAUUCAAAGAGUCAAAACAGUGUCUAUUAAAUUAGUUAGACCUUAAUAAAUAACAGUUUUAUGUUUACAAAUAGCUAUUUGUAUUUAAAUCUUAUAUAUUUCAGAUAUAUCAAUAAUAAUAUAUUAAUUUUAACGAUAAACUAAAACAUAAAUAUCAAUAGUUGCAAACAAUUGACGGUAGGUGGCGAUUUGCGCCCAUAGGCACGUAGGUAGCUGGCUGUUCGCUGUAACAUGCUGGCUUAGCUAGACAUAAGAUGUUAAGUCUCAUUUGCUCUGUAAUUUCACUAGCUACGGCGCCCUUCAGACCGAAACACAGUUAUAAUGCUUACAUAUAUACAUACAUCGUCGUGUUACCCAUACUCCAGCCGGCAUACGGUGCAAGGGAGCCCCCACUGGUGUAAACAAGUAAAGUGAUGUGAUGUUCGGUAGGUGACACAAUGUAAGGUAACUAUAAGUAAUGUGUAUAACAUUAAUAUGUGUUCGUGUUAUAGUACCUAUGUGGUAAGCGAUUCUAAUGCUUUAUGAUUAGAGCUUGACGAGCCCCACUCUUAAGUAUUGUUAAGUAGGUACAGUGAUAAGUACAUAACAGCUGUGUAUUCGUUUACUUAUUUUUAAGUAAUAAGUUCCGGGCUUAUUAUAAUAACUUAUCUUAAAAUGCACAAAGUCAGAAAAAUAUAUUUUAAUAUUUCUUGGCCCAGCUAUUAUCAAAAAGAAUUGGAAGUGUAGAGAUAAUUUGUAUAUUGUAUUUUAAUUAGUCUGGAUGUAGCCGCCAGCCGGCAUACGCGAAUGUUCAUAAGUCAGGGUUGCUAGAUUUAAAACUACUAAAUUAGCAGAAAAUAGCCAAUAUUUAUUUAUUUUUAAGCCGCGGACGAGUAAAAAAAGGAGGACUCCGUGCCGUGUGAUAUUAACAAAUGAAGCACCUUUAUGCUAGUGUGUGUGCGGUUACGGGGAUACCAGUUACACAAUUUUUUCUCCCUUAAAUAAUCAUAUAUUCACAAAUACUUUUAUAGUAUUGUUUUUACACUUUUUCACAACGCACGACGGCGUUUUAAAAUAUUUUAUUGCGACGCAAACUGAUCUGUCACAGACGAUGACAAAUCUCAUAAUGGCGGCCGAUCGGCUUGUAUUAGUUUAAGUGUGUGCGUGGGGCUAUGUAUUUACAUGUUUACUGGCUUGUUUUGAUGCUUCACUGUUAUGUAAGGUGACACGGAGUCCUUCUUUUUUACUCGUCCGUGUUUUAAGUAUGUUGUUGUAAAGUUGUUUUGCCCUUGUUGAUAUUUAUAGAAUUCACGAGGUAUGAAAGGCUGAGGUCUGUUCUCUUCUGUUUUUAAAGUGGUGUCUCAUCUGAAAUUGAGUAAUAAAUAAUUGUACCAAAUUGUUAUUAAUUUUGUUUGCCUUUCUGUACUAUUUGCUACUUCAUCUAGUUCGUAUUGAAGCAUAACAUUAUGCCGAUUUCUGAAUCCUUAGCAUUUUCAUACUAUUUGACUGCAGAUAUUAAAAAUAAUUCGACCAAUUGUUUGAAGUUCUAUCUAUAUAAGGUUAAGAUUUCCUCAUCCAAGAUAUUGAAGUAUAAAAUUUUAUAAUAUUUGUUUAUCAGUGUUACCCUCGUCGACUUGUUUCUGAACAAACUAUAAAUUAAUUUCUAUUAUUAUUAACGCUAGAGACGCUUUGUGGCUUUCAUACAAACAAUAGGUUCAAUCAUAUAGUUAUUUCUACACACCAUGGUACAGCAUAUUCGCAGUAUCGCAUAUUCUGCUGACGAUAUACACUAAUGAGGUAUUUUUGACUUAAUUUUGAGCGGAUUUGAACUCUGGAGAAUUGAACCAGUAGGUCUAUUAUUCAAUGAACUUGAAUCUUGGUUCAACAUUGAAAGGCGACGUUGCCACUCAGUGCGAACUUUCACGAGGCUGAAAUUUACCACAUUGCUUGCUGCCAUGCCUCAAUAGGCAAACCUUAUUGCAGCUCUUUCAGAGUUGUACGAGAAGUUGUCACUAUUUUGCUAAACGCGUCAAUAUAAAAAAUAUUGCAAUUGAAUUCUUGAAUUGAAUUUUUACUACAGUGCACACGUUAUAAUAUGGUCUUAUGACUUCUUUCAAAAGAUUUUUUUUUUUCUAAAAAAAAAUCAUGUUCCCGUUGUAUGCUAAACAAAAAUGGCCGCCGCCAGCUAAAGCCAUAUUAAUAUUAAUAUAUUUUGUCUUCAAAAGCGUUGCGCUUUGCUUUGGCAUUUCGAACCAAGAGCAAUUAAUAGAUAAUACACCCGGUAAAAAAUUCUCUCUGGUGAAUUUUUUGACGGCUCUCUUGCCGUGUCCACGAGGACACUGUAGCAUAUGACCAUAGAAACGCUUGUGCACUGGAGCGUAUGGGAGGCAAAGUUACGAUAAAACUUGGCAAGUCACGCGCCUGGUUCAUUCCGUGCGGACUGAGAUGAGUCAGCAUGUUUUGUUAUCAUGUGAUAUUGUAACUGAACGUGAAUUGAUAUAAUUUCUUAUCAGGACAAAUCAACGCUGCGGUAGAUUAUAUUAAUAGCUAUACGUCAAUAAUUGAUAAAAUGUUGUCCUAUAUCUUGAUAUGACUUAAGACGUUUUUAUACUCAAUGGUUAUCUAACCAAAUUAUUGCAAUUGCGCGCGUUCUAAGCCAUACUAAUACCAAACAGUCGCUGCCUGUUGUGAUAUUAAACAUCGGCUUUCGUUCGUUUGUUAUAUUAUACAUAUUAACAUCCGGCCGGGUCGAACAUUCCUUGCAACCACGAGCAGUGAAGCUGUCAUUAAGGCUUUGUAGAUUUUUUGAAAUCUGAACAUUGCGUUGAAUAGAAUUGCCUGCACUACAAAAAAACAGAUUGCCACGAUGACAACUUUGUUCAUGCAAUUUAGAAUCAGGCUUACCCAAAACAAUGUCAAAAACCUACACACACAUACUCACGCCUUGUUCCCGUCGGGAUAGGCAGAGAUAAUAGAAUGCCUCUUGCUUCUAUCCUUACAAACCUCACGCGCUUCCUCUACAUUCAUUACUCUUUUCAUACAUACUCGCCGGUUGCGGGUGCUUCGGACCUUUCUUUUCUCAAAACGACUCAAUUUGGUCAACGAAUGUUCUACGAGGUCUCCCGCGACCGACUUGCCCACACACACUUGCCUAUAUUUGAUGCGUCAUUCCUUCUUCACUCAUUCGCUCCACGUGUCCAAACCGAUUUUUAUAAUGUCGUCAAAUGACACUUCUACCAUCUCGGAAAUGUUGAGUUUUUAUGAGAAUAAAUACUGAAGACUCGUUGCUACAGUUUUUAAUUAUCAAAUAAUAUAAUAUACGAUAUGAAAUUAUUACUGAACACAUAAUACCUAACAAAACAAAAUAUUAAAAAAUUAUCCCAUGAAAAUAGCAAAUCAUCGACAAAUUUUAAUAUGAUUCACAAUUUUAUUGAUAAAUCAUUCAGCAAACUUGACCUCGAUCCCUCCCUACAUUGAUCCACUUUCAAUAAUAAAACGGCACGUAGUAUUUUUAUAUUGUAAAUGAGUAUUAACAAUAUACUUAUUCAUAAUUUCAGAGACAUUUGAAAACUUUAAUUACUAAUAAUUCUGUUACUGUCCAGGAUAAAAAUGUGACUUUAUAAUUAUCAUAUUUAUUCUAUUACAUUGAUAUCUUACCUACAUUUUAUGAUCAUUAGAAUAGUUAAAAACUAAAAAACACGCUUAAAUUAAAUUAUCUUUUGUAUUAAUGGUUUAAAUUGAAAAUUGACAUCAAUUCCUGCCUUAUCUGGACAAAUGGAAUAAUUUUUACAAAUUAAUGUAUAGUCAUCGGUCCUCGAUAAAUCUACGAAGUUUGAACGUAAUAUGGCCGUUUAAAGUGGGUCAUAAUCGCGCCCAAAUGAGGCGAUUACAAACAAACAUACAAACAGGUAAAGCUAAUAAAAAGCUUGUAACAACUAGUGGUCUUGAGUCAAAUGUUUUAUCAAAUUGUGAAUUUGUCUUAAACUUAGAAUAAAUAAAACAAGUAAUGAUCAUAAUUAAGGGGUUUUUAUUAAAACCCCUUUAUUAUUAGUUAUUUAUUAAUAGGAUGCUAGAUUUUCAGGGUCUUAUGUAAAAUAUUUCUUCAAAUUUCUUUAAAAAGUUUGCUGCCGGAAAGACGUCGUAAAAUGUAUGAAAACCUGCAAAGCGCCUCUAGCGGUUAAUAAAGGAAACUAUUUUUGUAUACGAAUAUAAACACUAUGAAUCCAAAACUGUUGAUACGACGUUACCUUAACCCGUUAUUUGUAACGACAAAAUAAAUAAAUUCAGUAUAUUCUAAACCCAAAUAAACUAAACUAAAGUAGUCGGUUGAAGUUUAUUUUUAAAUAUGUCCCUAUUUGUACUGCACGUUAUAGCUAUCAAAUGUUUAGUGAUGUAAUAGCCAAUUUUAGGUUAGUAUUCAUAAAUUGCCGCAUGAAGAGACGAGGCUAAUUCGUCUUUUCGCCUCCAUUUUAUCGAGUGAUGCACCCGGAACCCUUAUUUGGGCUCAGCGUGCACGCUCUACGACAACUCCAUGUAAGUAUUCCGUCUGUCAAAAAAGUCCUAAGAUGUAUAAAUAAAAUGCAAAUACUUCUAUUGAUCAACGGACGUUUAAACCAUUCAAAAGUCAGAAUCUGUUUUUUAUUUUAUUUUAUUUUAUUAGGAAAAGCAACCAACUACAACUUACUGAGUAGGUACAUAAAGAAAUAACAUAUAUACUAUAUAACAUAUAGACUAAUAAAAUUGUAGUCAGAUACGCUAUCCACAUCUGACUAUGUAAAACUUUGAGGCAUUCAAUGCUAGUAAUACAUAGAAAAAGUGUUUACAUAAUACUAAUUGAAAUUCAAGGGAAAUAAAUAAAUUUAUCUCUCACAUUCUGGCAAAAAUUCCUCACGCCUAAUAAAAUAAAUCUAUAAAUCUAGUGGGGAGCUUUCCUUUCUUUCUCAGUGUUGAUAACGGUUCCAAAAUGUUUGAUAUUGACACCUAAUUCCGUAAAUCUCAUUAUUCUUUGUGUUAAAAAGUACAUCUUGCUGUUCAUUGCAAGAACGGUAUAAAAGAGAUAUAGACCAAUAUAAAUGCAUAAAAGAGAUUUACUUUCUCAAAAUUGAUUCCUUUAGAAUUCUUUUUGAUGUCAUUUCUAAUAUGCUAGAUACUACUGCUGCUUCGGAAACAAAUGGCGCUCUGAGAUAGAAGCCGCGCAAGAAACUCUCCUAGUAUACUAUAACUGCGGAAGUUCUUUUGCGAUCUCACGCGUUUGGCGAUGCCUUUUAUAAGUGGUUCACACUUUUUUUUUAUCAUUUGAUCUGAAACUCAACUUGAUAUGGGAGAUAACUUUAAACAAUCUGUACUUAUUGAAUUUAAAUGUAUGAAGUAUAUAUAGUGUGAAAAUGUUCAUCGCUUUUAUUUAGUCAUAGGAAAACAGACCGUGAAUUGUAAUAGAUAUUAAUUUGUUACACACAGAUGGCGUAAAAUAGUUUAUUAGUGCAAUGUAAAAAUAAUUAUUGUCGUAAAACAAGCUGUACGAUAUCUCGAUAAAGUUAACGAAGGCUAAAUCAACAGAAACCCUUCGUUGCGUGGUUUCAAUUAUUGUUGUUAACUCAUUUGUUCCAAAUAAUGUUAUUAUGAUGUUUUUGAGACGAUCGAAAUCGCUUAGAAUCAUUUAUACGUCUAGAUAGACUAUGACAGCCGUGAAAACGACGAAAAAAAUAGAAUUUAGAACUACCCUACUACUAUUUUGAGCAAUUCACGCACACUAACACAAAGUGUCAUACAAAUCGCGAAUGUAAGACGUAGCUGUCAUGCACACAAAAGUAACUAAUCUAGCCUGUUUCUAUGCAUUGUGUGCCAGAGACUGCCUAUACGUAUAAAUUAUAUAAGCGAAAUCGUUAAGGUUGCUUUCGACAACUUUAUUGAGACUGUCAUGUGGCACGCCCUCUAUAUCUUACUCUAUGUACUACAACUUUCUAAAAUCUAAACUGUUAAACGGGUAUAAUAUUAUAUGAUAUGUUUGAAAAUUAAAAAAAUUCCAUUCAUUUCAAAAAACUUCGUCAUAAUGUUUCAUUGAAGUAAUGUAUGUAAAGUAAGACACCUAUCUUGCAGUAUCCGAGUUUAUUACUGAGUUAUGUGUAGGUAUACUGUAAGUAAAGUUAAUUUAUUUCAUUUGAUUUAAUUGAUUAUUUCAUGUCACAUUGUUUCGGCGUCACCCUAAUUGUAAUAAAUUAUUUUUAAUAACAAAAAUUUGUCUCAAAGUACCAAAAAACUUAAUAAAAUAUUUCGUACACA